AGUAUGGAUCUCUUGAUUUAGGAUGUGGUCAAACCAAAGGUCGGAUAAUACGGAUCCCCUAGUUCAGUUUGAAAGAAGGUUGAAACGUUUGGAUAGAGCUGUUCAUCAUUCACACAGGUCAGAUGUUAAACUCGGUCACGUGACCUGGACGGUUCUGGAGGCGGCUGGCGAAGGACGUGGAAAGGCAACGUGGUGUCCGUGAACGUAGCCCACCUGCUGUGUGUCAGCUGGAUAUCCGGGUCCGUUUCCUGCUCUGCCAGUGUUUAUGUGUUUGUGUGAAACCUUUCUGACGUACGCCAUCCGCAAAAAAACCAGCCAGGACCCGGGACCCGCGUAGGAUGAACGUGACGUCGCUGUUUUCUUUCACCAGCCCGGCGGUGAAGCGCCUCCUGGGCUGGAAGCAGGGAGAUGAAGAGGAGAAGUGGGCCGAGAAGGCCGUGGACGCGCUCGUCAAGAAGCUGAAGAAAAAGAAGGGCGCCAUGGAGGAGCUGGAACGCGCGCUCAGCUGCCCAGGCCAGCCCAGCAGCUGCGUGACCAUCCCGCGCUCGCUGGAUGGACGACUGCAGGUGUCGCAUCGUAAAGGGCUGCCGCAUGUCAUCUACUGCCGUGUGUGGCGCUGGCCUGACCUGCAGUCGCACCACGAGCUCAAAGCGCUCGAGUGCUGCCAGUUUCCUUUUGGAUCCAAGCAGAAGGACGUAUGCAUCAACCCAUACCACUACAAGAGGGUGGACAGUCCAGUUCUGCCACCGGUCCUGGUGCCUCGAAACAGCGAGUUCAAUGCCAAGCUGUCCAUGCUGCCACGUUUCCGCAACCCGCUGCACCAGACGGAGCCGCACAUGCCCCACAACAUUAAAUACCCGGAAUCAUUCACCCAGCAGCCAGCGGGCAACAGCUUACCGUUCGGCCCCAGCUCUCCCUCCAACAGCUACCCUGGCUCGCCCAACAGUGGCACGGCAAGCAGCACCACCACCACCAAUACCAACUUCCCACACUCACCUGGCAGCUCUGAGCCCAGCAGCCCCUUCCAGAUGCCAGAAACUCCACCGCCUGCGUAUAUGCCCCCCGAGGAGCCCAUGACACAGGACUGUCCCCAGCCAAUGGACACCAACCUGCUAGCCCCCAACCUGCCUGCAGAAAUCAACAACAGGACAGAUGUUCAUUCGGUCGCCUAUGCAGAACCCAAGCACUGGUGCUCCAUCGUGUACUAUGAGCUGAAUAACCGGGUCGGAGAGGCCUUCCUGGCGUCCUCGACCAGCGUCCUAGUGGACGGCUUCACCGACCCGUCCAACAACCGCAACCGCUUCUGCCUGGGCCUGCUGUCCAACGUCAACCGCAACUCCACCAUCGAGAACACACGCAGGCACAUUGGCAAAGGGGUGCACUUGUACUACGUAGGAGGCGAGGUGUAUGCCGAGUGCCUGAGCGACAGCAGCAUCUUCGUGCAGAGCCGCAACUGCAACUACCAUCACGGCUUCCACCCCACCACCGUGUGCAAGAUCCCGAGCGGCUGCAGCCUCAAGAUCUUCAACAACCAGGAGUUCGCCGAGCUGCUCGCCCAGUCGGUCAACCACGGUUUCGAGGCCGUGUACGAGCUCACCAAGAUGUGCACUAUUCGCAUGAGCUUCGUCAAGGGCUGGGGAGCUGAAUACCAUCGGCAGGACGUGACCAGCACCCCCUGCUGGAUCGAGAUCCACCUCCACGGACCGCUGCAGUGGCUGGACAAGGUUCUCACACAGAUGGGAUCUCCUCACAACCCCAUCUCCUCCGUGUCCUAAAAACUCCGCCUCCUGGUUUCCGUGGAGACGUGCUGGCGGAGAGGAGAGGGAGUGGGGUUAAUGACGGGGUUAUGGGGCGGGGCGGUUGUAUAUGAUUCGACUGGCAGCGGGCAAAAGUGGCCAGUCAGUCAGUGAACAUCUGGAAGAUACUUGAUAACUCUGUGUGACCAAUCGUAUUCAUUGAUGAGGCCAUCGUACUCGUUGCAAGUAUCCUCCAUCGGUCUUGUGACAGCAGGCGCUUUCCUAUUUCACAUUUUCUCCUUUCUUUUCUUUCUUUUUUUUCCUCGUUCGCAAAAAUACGUCAGUAUUCCAUCGAAGGGGGGGGGGAUUUGUGUAGGUACAGUAGAGGGGUUAUGUGACACGACUGACCUGCUUAGAGAUGAUAAGUCAAUAAUUGUAGACAUGAUGCAUCUGAUGAACUUUCUAGAAAGUGUCUGUGCUGUGUAGAGCAGAAUGUAUUACCAUUUUUAUGCUCUUUUUGUUUUUUUUUUGCAAGAAAAUGUAGCAAAAAUGAGGAAAAAAAAAUCUAGUGGGGGUAAACAAAGAAAAAAUGGAGAGGUCGAGGUGAAUAAUCAAACGUGUUGUACGGGGAAAACAGUAUGCAGAAUAAACGGCAUGAUGUUCGUAGAGUAGGAGCGCGUAGGCAGACUGGAAAAGCGCUCUACUUUUAUUGCAUCCAGCUGAUUUCAGAUGAUUUUUUAAAAAAAAAAUAGUGUAAAAAGUAGAUGUGCUGAUUGUUAGAGAAAAUGCUGUGCAGUCUGUUUUCAUUAUUAUUUUUUAUUUUUUACCCCCAGUAUCAUUUUAACAGAUAAGAGUAAUAAGUAUGGGAGAAGAGGCAAAAGGCAAGCACUGGUCAUCUAAUUCCUAAUGGAAAUGUGUCCCUUUUUAUUUUCUUUACUAAACCUUUAUAAUAAUGAAUGAAAGACACCGAAGUCCGUUCUCAUUAAUGGAAAUGAAAUCACGCUAAACGACACACACAGCUCCAGCAGAUUGCUCUUGAGAAGCAGCUGCUAAAUUCCCUGAGCGUGAAGUGCAGCUUAGAAGGAGGUUCUGUCUUUUACAUUGCAGGUUCAUUAACAAAGGAUAUCGUUAAUUAUGAAACUUAUUAAACAAAUUAAUGAAACAAGGACCGGAAUUAAUCUCAGCAUGGAAUUAGUGAGUAAUGUUUUGAGUAAUAUUCUAAUCACAGCGUGAUACCGUGCAGUUAAAUUGCUAAAUUGAGUCGUACGUUUCAUUAUAAACACGUUAAUGUUAGUGAUAUGGUCAACAAAAAAAGACAGCUUGCUUUUUAAAACCGCAAAAUCCUAACAAUGCGACAACCAUCACGGCCCAGGAGCCAAGAGAGCAAAAUCAGCCACGCCCUCGGGGUGGGAGGGGCAUGUUCUCUGUCACCUGUCAAUCACAGCGAGGGAAGCCAGAGGUGUGAACUCUUGUAUGCGGAAGAGGGCAGAAGAGGAGGGAAAAAUAGGAGGGAAAAUCCCCAAAAAUAAAAAUAUAAUUGUUGUAAAUUUCUCUGAAUAGUUUUUCACCAAGAUCGUAAAAUAAUAUCGCAUAUUAUUAUUAUCAUAAAUAGAAUUGAGAAUGAUGCAUACGAUGGUGAGACGUGUCUUUUGCGUGUUCUUCUGUGCGUUACAAUUUUGCGUGGAAUUUUUUUCCUCGUACAUGGGUUUCAUACAGAACAUGCAAUAUUUUUUCCACAGCCUACUUAAUAUAAAUAUAAAUAAAUAAAUAAAUAUGCAUUAGCAAGCAGACAGUGUAAUAUAUCAGACCUGCAGUAAUAUGAGGGUCUCCUUCAUGGGGUAAAUCGUGUUUGUCUAAAUUUAACAAUCAGUUUUUCGGGACGUUUGUAAACUUUAAGUCUCAGAUCAGUGAUAAACGACUAGAAGACUUUCAUCAGCAGCUCCGUUUUCUUGCUCCACUCCCCUGAUUUAAUACAUCUGGAUCGAAUCUGGUUCACAAUUACAGAGAAAGGGAUUGUGGGUAAACGUCGAGUCGUAUCAUGUGUUUGCUUUUAACUUCAUAACAUAAGAAUGCUUUAUCUUUUAUUUUGGAUAAAAUCCGGUCUGCUUUAUUCCUCUUAAACCACAGCAGUUAGCACUUUUUCUUACACCAAGAACACCAAACCUUCUUCCUUUUAUUCAUUUUAUAGUUACGUCUGUGAGACAGAUUAGCUCCGAGUGUCACUUUCAUGUUAGCACCGUUGAUCCGAACCGGAAACACGACUUGUACUGCCCAUGUGCGGAAACUCGGGUUUUGUUCUGCGCAUGCACGGAAUUUGCUGCCAAUUAUAACAUGAUAUUAUUAGCAGUGUUAUAAUAAAUUCCGCCCAUGCGCAGAACGAAACCCGAGUCUCUGCACAUGCGCGGUAUUAGGGUUAAGGUUAGGGUCGAUCCGUACCGCAAACACGAUUUGUACCGCACAUGAACAGUACAAACGAGCAUUUUACACGAGGAGACAUUUAAUGAAAACCCGAAGUGGCUCAGGAACUAGACAAAACAAGUUAUAUAUAUAAAUAUAUAUAUAUAUAUAUAUAUAUAUAUAUAUAUAUUUUUUUUU
Messenger RNA from Hemibagrus wyckioides, 4331 nucleotides. RefSeq names its product SMAD family member 1 (gene smad1). Gene Ontology annotation, biological process: regulation of transcription by RNA polymerase II; transforming growth factor beta receptor signaling pathway; BMP signaling pathway. The transcript is spliced from 7 exons. The record is from RefSeq and is a predicted model, not a curated record. Gene Ontology annotation, cellular component: heteromeric SMAD protein complex. The coding region runs from base 339 to 1775 and encodes 478 amino acids. NCBI's taxonomy places the organism in Eukaryota, Metazoa, Chordata, Actinopteri, Siluriformes, Bagridae. Gene Ontology annotation, molecular function: I-SMAD binding; RNA polymerase II cis-regulatory region sequence-specific DNA binding; DNA-binding transcription factor activity, RNA polymerase II-specific.